AUGGCGAAUCAACCCCUCGAGAGCAAAAGCGUGGCCAAGGUCGAGACGGAGGCCUACCCCUACGACCUGGGCAGUUACUCGCGCAAGGUCACGACCACUUCAGACGCUGCCCAGACGUGGUUCGACCGGGGACUCGUUUGGUCCUAUGCCUUUAACCACGAGGAGGCCGCACGAUGCUUCGCCAGGGCUGCCGAGCACGACCCUCAGUGCGCCAUGGCUCACUGGGGCCUCGCCUACGCUGUCGGGCCCAACUACAACAAGACCUGGGCUCGCUAUGACGCCCAAGACUUCAAGGCCAGUGCUGAGAGAGGUCGUGAGGCUCUGGCUCGCGCGACGGAGCUCAUAGAGCAGGCAUCGCCUGUUGAGCAGGCUCUCAUUCGGGCUCUCGUCACCAGAUUCCCCUCGGCGAAUGCCCCCUCAGACGAGACCCCGGCCACCCUCGACCGUGCCUACGCAGACGCCAUGAAGGCCGUACACGACGACUUUCCAUCCGACCUCGAAGUCAAGGCUCUCUACCCUGAGUCUCUCAUGUGCAUCCGCCCCCGCCAGCUGUGGAACCUCGACACCGGUGCCCCGACGACCCAGGAGACCGUCAAUGCCCGUCAUGCCAUCGAGGCUGGCUUCGCUCUGCCGGGUGGCCACACCCAUGCUGCUCUGAACCACCUUUACAUCCAUCUCAUGGAAAUGUCCCAGACCGUUGCCCUGGCCCUCCCCGCCGCCGACCGCCUGCGCGACCUCGUUCCCGAUGGCUCACAUUUACAACACAUGGCCACCCACAUUGACGCUGCCGUCGGUGACUACCGUCACAGCAUCGAAUCGAACCGCCGCGCGGCCCGGUCCGACGACAUCUACUUUGAGCGCGACUCGGCGAGCGUGCUGUACCAGGCCUAUCGCACGCAUAACCUCUCGGCCUUGGUGUACGCCGCCAUGAUGUCCGGCAGGUCCGAGGUCGCCAUCUCAGCGGCACACCACAUUAGACAGGUGUUGACGCCAAAAUUGCUGGCCGUGAGGUCACCGCCCAUGGUGGAUUGGGUCGAGUUCCAGGGCGGCAUUCUCGUGCACGCCCUGAUACGGUUCGGGCGGUGGGAGGAACUGCUGGAGGUCGAGCCACCAGCGGAUGCGAGCCUCUGGAGCAUCACGACGGCCGUUACUUUCUAUGGGCGAGCCAUAGCGCUUGGCGUCUUGGGGCGGAAGGAGGAGGCACGGGCGGAAAGGGACAAAUUCGAACAAGCGCGGGCUGCUGUGCCUAGGGAACGUCGAUGGGGUGUCACGGCUGUGGCCAAGGAGGUGCUUGAGGUGGCGUUUCUCAUGUGCGAAGGUGAACUUGUCUAUCGCGAGGGAGAGCAUGACCGAGCCUUUGACCUCCUUCGCCAGGCCGCCACACUCGAAGAUCAUCUUCCCUAUAGCGACCCGCCGCUCUGGAUGCAGCCGGUCAGGCACGCUCUGGGCGCUCUGUUGCUCGAGCAGGGCCGUUCCGAAGAGGCCGAGGUGGUAUACCGGCAGGACUUGGGCCUCAGUAAGGACCUGUCUCGGCGAAAGGCCAGGCUCGGUAACGUUUGGGGGUUGCACGGGCUGCAUGAAUCUCUCGUUCGCAACGGCAAGGAGGACGAGGCGUGGGCACUCAGUCUGCAAAAGGACGUUGUUACAGCAUCUGCCGAUAUUCGUGUCGCGGCAUCCUGUUUCUGCCGGGUGUCUGCGGUGGGGAAGCAGACGAACGGUGUAUGCUGUGCCUAG
Verticillium dahliae VdLs.17 is the source of this 1734-nucleotide messenger RNA. Its product is annotated as TPR repeat-containing protein. Gene Ontology annotation, cellular component: intracellular anatomical structure. Gene Ontology annotation, molecular function: protein binding. The transcript is spliced from 2 exons. The coding region runs from base 1 to 1734 and encodes 577 amino acids. The record is from RefSeq and is a predicted model, not a curated record. NCBI's taxonomy places the organism in Eukaryota, Fungi, Ascomycota, Sordariomycetes, Glomerellales, Plectosphaerellaceae.